Messenger RNA from Phragmites australis (common reed), 1330 nucleotides. RefSeq names its product protein STRICTOSIDINE SYNTHASE-LIKE 10-like. Lineage: Eukaryota; Viridiplantae; Streptophyta; Magnoliopsida; Poales; Poaceae. The transcript has a single exon. Bases 1 to 1290 code for a protein of 429 amino acids. Gene Ontology annotation, molecular function: strictosidine synthase activity. Gene Ontology annotation, biological process: biosynthetic process. The record is from RefSeq and is a predicted model, not a curated record.
AUGUUCUCGAACUGUGUGGUGCCAAUUAAAAACUGGACAGAUUCGGUGUUUCUAUCCUUUGUUCUUUGUCUCUUUUUCUUUGCCGAGGGAGACUCGGAGUCCGACUCCGAUAAGGCUGCUGAGGCCGAUUCGGACUUCACACUUGCAGACUUGCCCAAUAAAAGGAGGGGCAGGGUACGCCUUUCUCCACCAAGCCAAGCACAAGCAGCGAUCAGCCAACAACAGCAGAGAGCCUGUCACGAACUCGACGUCGUAGAAAACAUGGGGAGCGCAUGCAAGCUUGCUCUGCUCGCGAUCUCGCUCAUCGCCCUACUACUCCUGCCCUCUAACGCCGCCGCCGCUGUAACGAAAGCCAUCGACGCGAGCCGGAGAGAGCGCCUGGAGCUGCCCGAGUCGCUGGUCGGCCCCGAGAGCGUCGCGUUCGACGGCCACGACGCCGGGCCCUACGUGAGCGUCUCCGACGGCCGCGUCCUCAGGUGGGGCGGCGAGGGCGCCGGGUGGAAGACCUUCGCGUACAGCCCGAGCUACAUCAAGAACGACUGCGCCGCGCAGUCCGAGCUCCCGCCGGUCGCCACGGAGAGCUCGUGCGGCCGGCCGUUGGGCCUGCGGUUCGACACCGGGUCCGGCUACCUCUACAUCGCGGACGCGUACAUGGGACUCAUGAGGGUCGGGCCGGGCGGCGGGGAGGCGACCGUGCUGGCGACGGAGGCUGGCGGCGCGCCGCUGCGCUUCACGAACGGGGUGGACGUCGACCAGGUAACCGGCGAUGUCUACUUCACGGAUAGUAGCACGACGUACUCGCGGGCGCAGCACCAGAUGGUCACCGCCACGGGAGACUCCACAGGGCGCGUCAUGAAGUACGACCCACGGGCCAACCAGGUCACCGUGCUCCUGUCCGGCGUGACAUACCCCAACGGCAUCGCCAUUAGCGCCGACAGGACCCACCUUGUCGUCGCACUGACCGGGCCAUGCAAGCUGCUCAAGUAUUGGAUCCGAGGGCCCAAGGCGGGCACGUCCGAGCCGUUCGCCGACCUGCCCGGAUACCCGGACAAUGUGAGACCUGACGGGAAGGGAGGGUACUGGGUGGCGCUGCACCGCGAGAAGAACGAGUUCCCCUUUGGUGUGGACAAACACUUGGUCGCCAUCAGGCUUGGCGCUGACGGCAAGGUGCUGCAGGAGAUGAAGGGUCCCAAGAACGUGAGGCCGACCGAGCUGGUGGAGAGAGAUGGCGGCAAAAUAUAUAUGGGAUCCGUUGAGUUGCCGUACGUUGGCAUCAUUAAUAGUACCUAGGUUUAAUAACAUAAAUUUGAGAUGUAUUAGAAGUGCGCUA